Molecule: messenger RNA, 3859 nt
Organism: Pecten maximus
Lineage: Eukaryota; Metazoa; Mollusca; Bivalvia; Pectinida; Pectinidae
Product: solute carrier organic anion transporter family member 4A1-like
Exons: 14
Coding region: 441-2558 (705 amino acids)
Biological process (GO): sodium-independent organic anion transport; transmembrane transport
Cellular component (GO): membrane
Molecular function (GO): protein binding
Source: RefSeq, a predicted model, not a curated record
AUGACGGACUUGUUGAUGUGAUGUACACAAUUGAUCACUCCGUAUGAUAAUGCUUGUGUCGUAAUUACCUACGUGAAAGUGAUGUUUGUAUUGUGACGUCGUCAGGACUAUAGUAUUGGAAUUUUCAGUAGUAACCACUAGUAAAAUGACAGUUUCUCAUCACCAAACCCUUUUUAUUUGGCUGGUACACUUGCCUGACCCGCGGCAGAUUAAGCAGCUCUCUUACAUAUGACUACGAAAUGCUGCUUUUUUCGAAAUCCCGAUUAGAGCUCAAAAUGUUCCACACGACAUCGGAUGACAAUAUGGUUAACAGCACUCACAGUUUCAUUGGUGUCUGUACCCCAUUCCCGGGUACUAUGUAGGAUAAAAAGAGUCGACCAUCAGGUAUUGAGGGUAGAGUGAGGAACCUGCCAAUCACACCUUUGUAGAGGAAUCGGUUGAUGGGCAAGGUAAUCGGCGGUUUUGACAAUAAGGCGUUCUCAGAUUUGGACAGGGACGAGUUGAAAAAGAGUUCCGUUAAGAAAGGAGGAAAGGAGGACAGAGAUUUAAACUGUGGAUACGGGCCACUAACAUGUUUCCAAUGUUUCAACAAGAUCCAGUUUUAUGUUCUGUGGCUAUGCCUGAUUGGGUUCGUAGAGGGCGCUGCUGUCAAUGGCGUCGUGAACAUUGUCUUGACAACACUGGAAAAACGCUACAACCUGUCCAGCUCACAGUCUGCCUUAAUCGUCAGCUCUACAGACAUUGGCGCUAUCAUCUUCGUCUUAUUCGUUAGCUACUUCGGGUCAAAAGGUCACCGUCCUCGCUGGCUGGGUGGAGGGACAAUGGUGAUGAUGCUGGGAUCAUUGGUAUUUCUCGUCCCACAUAUUUUCUCGGACACAUACGACGUUUCUACUAUAGACGCGGGCGGAAACGGCACAAAUAUCUGUGACCCCAAUAACCCCGAUCCAUGCGCAGAACAGACUUCCGGUGAAACAUCUGUCUUCCUGUACGUGUUCAUGUUAGCACAGUUUGUACAUGGUGUUGGGUUUACUCCAUUCUUCACUCUCGGGACAGCUUAUGUGGACGACAACGCCAAAACGGAGUCAACUGCAAUAUACCUGGGUCUGAUAUACGCGAUCACUGCCCUGGGUGUGGCUGCGGGGUUCAUUGGCGGGGGUCAGUUCCUUAACCUGUGGAUAGACUUUGACCGGGUCGACAAAACAGUGUAUGAAGGCCUCACUCCUAUGGACUCUAUAUGGAUUGGUGCAUGGUGGGUCGGAUUCAUCGUCACUGCGGUCCUCUUCUUCCUGUUUGCGAUUCCGGUCUUUGGGUACCCUAUCAAUCUUCCCGGAACCGAACACAUCCGAGAGGCAAGGUUAACAGAGAAAGAUCGAGCGCGGAUAGAGGCGGCAAAGAAUGACCACAGGUCAAUGUGGCAAAAGGUCAAAGACUUUCCGAAAGCCAUAUUUGUCCUACUCAAGAACCCAAGCUACAUUUGCAUGGUCUUGGGAGCAUGUGCAGAAACGUUGAUCAUUGGAGGAUUGUCAGCCUUCGCUCCGAAAAUUUUGGAGGAGAAAUUUGACAUAAGUCCUGCUGAAGCUGGUCUUAUUAUGGGAGCCGUGACUAUUGGAGGAGGAGCAGGAGGGAUGAUACUUGGUGGUAUUCUUAUCAAAUGUUUUAAGCUGGAGGCCAAAGGCAUGUUACGAUUGUGUGUGUUGUUAUCCGUACUGGCUAUAGCGGUUGGAGGGGGACUUUUUAUCAACUGUCCUGAAUUCCAAUUUGCAGGACUGAACCAACCAUAUCACUCUGGAGGGACUGUAAACCCGACAGACAUCCUAGCUGCGUCGUGUAACGCUAACUGUGGAUGUCGGAAGUACUCCUAUGAGCCGAUCUGCGGGGCGGACGGAGUGACGUACUUCUCUCCCUGUCACGCUGGCUGUAACAACAACUACACUACCGACGGGGCCAUGAAGAAAUUUGCUUUUUGUGAGUGUAUCAGUGAUAGUCUAAACUCCACCGGUUUGACCCUUGACCCCUCUGCUCAGUCCGGUGAGUGCGGACAGACAUGUGACCUGAUGUACGCCUUUAUAAUCCUUCUCUUGGUUGGUAUGCUGUUGACACUUACCACAGUCACCCCAGCCUCAAUAGCCAUUUUGAGAUGCGUACCGGAUGAACACAGAGCGUUGGGUUUGGGACUACAGUGGGUGGCCCUACGUUUGUUGGGUACAAUACCAGGGCCGGUAUUAACCGGAUAUGUGAUAGAUUCGUCAUGCGCACUUUGGCAGGACCGUUGUGGUACCGAAGGCUCCUGUUAUGUGUAUGACAGGUACGAGAUGGGGUGGCGGCUAUUUCUGUGGUGGAUUGCUGUCAAACUGUUUAGUGCCAUCGCCUUCUUCCUCGCCAGCGUCUUGUAUAAGUACAAAAAUAACGACACCGAAAAAGAAUUGAAGGCAGAAUAUAACAAUGGCUAUCAGUCAAGUGCUGAGGAGAAAAUUACGACCAAUGGCGUGAGGCAGGACAUACGUAACGCGACAGACAACGACAGCAUAGAAAGUAUGGACACUGUAACCCACUUAUAAUAUAUGUACUUAUAUAUACGUAUACCAACAUUGGUCACAGCAGUUACAUUUAUAUGUGUCUUGUAGAUGAUAUAGAGUGACAUCACAGCUGGAAUAAUACAUUCUAAGAAAUGGCCUUUUGUAGUAAGAAGUACUAUCAUAUGUGGUUGGAAUCUUCCUACGAUAUGUUAUAUCCUCUACAGUUUGAAUUUUCCCGUGAUUAGUACUUGUAGUUGGAAUGAUUCUGUGAUAAGUGAUACGCUCUGGUUGGAGUUUUCUUGUGAUCAGUUAUAGUCUGCUUAGUAUUAUCUUUGUGGUAGGAAUAUUCCUGUGAAAAGAAAUGUUCUCUGUAGUUUAAAUAUGCCUGUAAUAAGAAAUACUCUGUGGUUGAAAUCAAUGCAAGGAAAAGAAUAAUAUAGAUCAAUAGCCCUGCUUGCAGGAUAUUGUGAAGGUUUUUUUUUUUUUUAUCUUCGGGGCAUUUGUCUCGGGCAUGCCCUCGGGAAAUAUGAUACAUUCGGAUAAAUCAACCUUCACGAUAUUCUGCAACCAGGGUCAUAUAUUAUUUAUUAUACUGCAAAAUGAUAAUAAAUGACAGAAAAAAAAAGAGUCCGAUUAGUAAUAUCAUUUUUAUUAUAAAUCCCUGUAAUAUGAGUCGAUAUAAUUUCACUAUUUAUAAGCUACAUUUGAUUGUAUAAAAAUUAAAAUUAAAAAAAAAUGGUAAAACAAUUAAGAAUCAUAGGCGUCAUUUGUUAAAGAAAUUAGCCGUUCUGUGCAUCUAUUAUCCGAGACAUGCAUCGCUGUGUUGAAGAAGACGGGACAACAUAUCACCGGUGAAGACUGGAAAAAAUGACAUUGAGCUAUUGGGGAUUGUGUUCUAUUCUAUCCACCUCUACCACAAAACCGGUGUUUCUCCAUACACUAAAGGAAAUGUUGACGAAUAGAUAUGGGCACAUUCUAUAUCAUUGAAAAGGGAAAAUCAAUGGUAAAAUCGACAAAAAUGUAAUACAUGUGUUGUAAAUGUAACGCAUAGGAUCUUCAUUUCCUCACAAAAAUAUCUAUAUCGUGGGUUUUGAUUGAUAUAACUUUAAAGUAUGUUAUACACGAAUUUUAACUUUACCUUGAAUACUACCAAAACACUGCGAAUGUUUGUUUCUUGAAAGCCAAAAAGAUUUUUUUCCACAGAGAUAGAAAUCCAAUUGAAAGUCCGCCAACAUUUAUUGGAACACUAUCUGAAUCUGAACUAAUCACUGCAUGUGCACACCUGGAAAGGGCGACCCAAGAUGUAAAAAAAAAAAAAAAAAUCGUGGAAGUGGCAGGUGAGA